Ascochyta rabiei is the source of this 873-nucleotide messenger RNA. RefSeq lists its product as uncharacterized. The coding region runs from base 1 to 873 and encodes 290 amino acids. Gene Ontology annotation, cellular component: membrane. Lineage: Eukaryota; Fungi; Ascomycota; Dothideomycetes; Pleosporales; Didymellaceae. The transcript is spliced from 3 exons. The record is from RefSeq and is a predicted model, not a curated record.
AUGGCAAACCCUCCUUCCUCUUCCUCCUUCGACUGGAAAAUGUACCGUUACACGCCCUCGCUCCCCCUCGCUGCGCUCUUCCUCGCUCUGUUCACCAUCUUGACUCUUCUCCAAGUGUGGGCUUAUGUGAGGCACCGCAAGACAAGCAUUGUAUACAUCAUCAUCGGCGGCCUCUGCGAAAUCGCCGGAUUCUCUGCGCGCAUUGGCUCCCACUACGACAACGAAGCAUGGGUACCCUUCAUCAUCCAAGGCACUCUUCUCCUCAUCGGCCCGCUGUUCUUCGCAGCAACCGUCUACAUGAUGCUGGGCCGAAUAAUCAACCUCGCCAACGCAUCAGCUAUCUCAAGAAUAAGUCCGAGAUGGUACACACGAAUCUUCGUGACCGCAGACAUCUCGACGCUGGUUGUGCAGGGACUAGGCGCAAGCCUCAUGGGCACGAUGCAACUCUCCCUCGCCCUGGCAGGGGAAAAGGUCGUCAUCACAGGUCUCGCACUCCAGGUCGCCACCUUUAUCGUCUUCCUGGCCGCCGCGAUCGACUGCAACGUCCGCUUGGCCCGCAUGAAACGCGACUCCGAUUCUGAUGCAACGAACACCUCCAACGACGCGUGGAAGAGCAUCAUCCACACGCUCUACACAAUCAGCGCGCUUGUCUUGUUCCGCUGUGUAUUCCGUCUGAUAGAGUAUACCAUGGGCAAUGCGGCAUACCUGAUCGCGCACGAGUGGACUCUGUACGUGUUUGACGGGGUGCCGAUGUUUGCUGUGCUGGUUUUGUUCUUCGUGUAUCAGCAACGAGCGAUGAAGAGCCCAAAAGGAGAGGGGAGGGUGGUGGAUGAUUUGAGCGACGAGGAAAAGGUGGUUGUGGGCAGUCAGUAG